This is a messenger RNA of Sinocyclocheilus rhinocerous, 1447 nucleotides long. Its product is annotated as zinc finger matrin-type protein 3-like. The coding region runs from base 1 to 1092 and encodes 363 amino acids. Gene Ontology annotation, molecular function: zinc ion binding; nucleic acid binding. NCBI's taxonomy places the organism in Eukaryota, Metazoa, Chordata, Actinopteri, Cypriniformes, Cyprinidae. The record is from RefSeq and is a predicted model, not a curated record. The transcript is spliced from 6 exons.
AUGGCGAUGAAUGUAAAGAACAGAGAUGCUUUUUAUUCAAGUGCUGACUAUUGCAAUAUCUACAGCUCUCAGCCUGUAAACUAUGGAGAUUGCAGCCAUUAUUUCCCUCGGAUGACAGGUCCAGACCCUGUUCUAAAACCACCUGUUAGUUUGUUAUGUCAUCAGCCGCCUCAGCCCUUCCAGGCCAUGACCCCGACCCACAAUCUCAGUCCCUCGCCGGUGAUGAUGUCGCCGGACCCCUUGCGAUUCCCACACUGCACUCCUCUAGCCGUAAAGCCGCCCCCUCACCUCCAGUUGCCGCCCAACCUGCCCAUCCCAGCACCCCCCGUCCUCAGUCCCAAACCCCCCGAGGAAGAUGGUCAGGCGGUGGGUGCAGAUCAGGAAGCCACUCUGGAAGAGCUUUGCAAGCCUCUAUACUGUAAGCUUUGUAACGUCACUCUCAACUCUGCCCAACAGGCUCAGGCACAUUAUCAGGGGAAAAACCACAGUAAGAAGCUACGCAAUUUUUAUGCUGGCAGCCAGCAGCCACCUCCCAUUAGAAUACCAGAGGUAGUAGAGCCUGUUUCCCAGCAACCCUCAGCCACUCCACCCACAGAUUCUGCAAAUGUGACUGCCAACCAGCCACUCUCUAAGGGCACUAGCAGAGUCAUACUGGCCACGGAAAAUGACUACUGCAAGCUGUGUGACGCUUCCUUCAGCUCCCCCGCUGUGGCUCAGGCACACUAUCAGGGCAAGAACCACGCCAAAAGACUGCGGCUGGCCGAGGCGCAGCAGAACGCCACAUCCUUAGACUUGUCCAACCCUCAGAGACGGCCACGGAAAGAAGGAUACGAGUACCGAUUAAUGAAGAACCGUAGGGCUCAUAACAACACUGCCAUGCCAGGCCCUUACUACAACCCACGGCAGAGGCAGCGUAUCCCACGAGACCUUGCGAUGUGCGUCACACCCAGCGGGCAGUUCUAUUGCUCAAUGUGUAACUCGGGUGCCAGUGAAGAAGCAGAGUUUCGUUUACACCUGGAGAGCAAGCAGCAUAAAAGCAGAGUGUCCGAGCAACGCUACCGGAGCGAGAUGGAGAAUCUGGGAUACACUUAAGAGGCAGCCAAUGAGUGAUUCCCAGAUCCUGAAGAAAAUAAUCUUGCAAUUCUGGAAGUAGCCACUUUUGUUUUAAAAUGUAAGGUGACGGUUUUUUUAAUGCGUGUUAUUCUAGAAACAAUUUAUGAGCUAAAAUUCGCACACACUACUGAGCAAACAUUUCUUUUGUGCCAGACAACAGGUCUGUUGGAAAGUUCUUAUUUAAUAAGGGAUAUCUAACAAAAAGUUUUAAACGCACAUAAGCACAGAUUUAGGAUCAAUCGUAUCCUAUCAUUCUUAUCCUAGAUCACCUUUUGAGCAAGUACACAAAUAUCAGAGUAUACUGCACUUUUGGGGAUUUGAAACUUUCAGUAUG